CGCUCAGGUCCCCACCCAACCACGCGGCUGCAGCGAGCGAGCGCGCGAGCCAAAUGGAAGCUCCAACUCCUCUCCCGCUCCAACCCCUCACGACGCAAGCGCCGACUCCCUACCGUGAGACCUCCGCCUCCCGCCCGCCGACGCCGCGCUGGCGAGGAGGAGGUGCCCGUACGAAUACGGGUUCCAGCGGAGUCCCGGGCAUCGGCACCUCCAAGCCCCAACCUCAGCGCUGCAUCCUCCACAUGUUCCCGUACCCUUAGCCCCAGAUACCAGGACGUGAUUUGGUUUGAUUGGACGCAUAAAUUAUUCGUUGGAGGCGAUGAAGGUGGGGAGAAAGGCAGCAGUCAUUUCCCAAAUAACUGUACUGUAAGUGAAACACGAUAGCCCAGCAGGUUCACAAAUUAGCGUUCGUUCAGGGCGAUUCUCUUGGAGAUUCGGUGGAACAUGAUAGAUGUCCCGUCGAGGGCGUAUACUCAUUAGUAUUAUCAUGCUAUAGGUUUAAUUUUGUCGAGCAUCUCUUUCAAGAUUCUCAGAUAAUUCAUGUCCGACAGUCCGAGGAAGCUUGAUGAUGGGGAUAUGUUGUUGUGGAUCAUUGACCAACUUUCCUGCAAGUGCGACCAAGACAGACCAAGUCUUUAAUUGGAAUCAUGCCAUGUCCAUUUAUUCUCCUUGACAACUGACCUGCCACUUUGCAGAGUCAGCUAAAUUGUGCUUCGGCUUACAAUACAAUAGGAUACUUCAUCCAACUGUAACAUAUGUCAUGUGCAAUAUCUUUCUCUCUUUCUUCGUUACUUGGAUGACGGCAAAGAAAUAAUGGUCAGUGGGGAGCCAGCUUGUCCCCUUUUCCUGAUAAUAUUCGACUCACUUGAUACUUCCAUUUGGCGGAUCCUGCGGUGCAGAAGCUGUAGACUGUAUAACAAACGGAGAAUGGUUUUUUCAAUCAUCUGGGGAGUGUCUGUGGAAAAACAAACAAAAAUAGAUCAUCUGGGGCGUGAUGUCAAUAGAACCAAGCCAAACAAGCCGGCAGCCCGGCACUGAAGAAGUUUCAACUCUCCUACGCUUCCAACAUAGUAUAUCUAAGCACACACACUAAGCAUUUAACGGGCAUACUCCAUUAGGACAAGAACAGAGACAUGGCUCAAGUUUUCGGCACCCAAUCUCUGAUUGUUCCUUCCCACCAUGCACUCUUUCUUCUCUGUGCCAUCCUCCUAUUUCUGUCCUCCAACACAAUUAUAUUCACAUCAGCACAGGCUACCAACAGAUCCGAGGAUGACCGCCAAGCCCUUCUCUGCUUCAAAGCUGGUGUCUCAAGGGACACCGACGGUGUUCUCGGAUCGUGGCGCAACGACUCACUCAACUUCUGCAGCUGGCAGGGGGUCACCUGCAGCACCACCCUCCCGGUCCGUGUUGUGUCCAUACAAUUCAGGUCUUCAUGGCUCACAGGAACACUAUCCAGAUGCAUAGCAGCCCUUAGUUCCCUAGUGCAGAUGGACCUUGGGUACAAUGGAUUUUCUGGAAGCGUGCCUGAAGAGAUAGGUGAGCUUGGGAGCCUCCAAACUCUGGAUCUUACGGGAAACAAGUUUGCAGGUAACAUCCCUCUGUCGUUAGGUGCAUCUGCAUCCCUUAGCUAUGUCAACCUCGCAGACAAUUCUCUUAGUGGAGUUAUCCCUGAUUCCUUAUCAAAUAGUUCGUCACUCAGUGUGAUAAUGCUCUCUCGUAACAACUUAUCUGGGGUGAUCCCGGCUAAUCUGUUCACGUCAUCCAAACUUGUCUCUGUUGAUCUCUAUUCGAAUGCUCUCUCAGGGGCAAUCCCACAUUUCCAAAAGAUGGAUGCUCUGCAAAUUUUAAAUCUUGCCGGCAAUUUACUUUCUGGUAAUAUACCAGCAUCUUUGGGAAAUGUUUCAUCCUUGCGUUCCCUCAUGCUAGGACAAAACAACUUAGCAGGACCAAUUCCAGAAACUUUGAGUCAAAUUGCAAGCCUAACAGUGCUAGAUCUAAGUUACAACAGAUUCUCCGGGCAUGUCCCAGCCACACUGUACAACUUGUCAUCACUCACAGUCUUUAACUUAGCCAGCAACAAUUUUAUUGGACAGAUACCUUCUGAAAUUGGCCGCUCGCUUCCGAAUCUCCAAUUAUUGGAAAUGGGAGGCAACAAAUUUCGUGGAUCGAUCCCAGAUUCUUUGACCAACAUGUCAAAUCUCCAACAGCUUGAUCUUUCAAAUAACUUGCUUACUGGUGUGGUGCCAUCUCUAGGAUCCUUGGCAAACUUGAGUCAACUGCUUCUAGGAAAUAAUAAACUCGAAGCCGAUGACUGGGCAUUCCUUGCCUCUCUGACCAACUCCACUCGGCUGUUAAGAUUAUCAGUAGAUGGGAAUAUCCUGAAUGGAAGUUUGCCAAAAGCAGUAGGCAACCUUUCAACAGUGCUCGAUCGGUUAAACUUUGGAAGAAACCAAAUCUCUGGAAACAUACCAGCUGAGAUAGGCAACCUUGUAAGCCUCACUCUGCUUGACAUGGGCCAGAACAUGCUCUCUGGACAAAUUCCCCUGACAGUUUGGAACUUGAGCAACUUGUUUGUCCUGAAACUGUCCAUGAAUAGGUUGUCCGGUAAAAUUCCAUCAACGGUUAGUAAUCUAGCUCAACUCGGAAUGUUUUAUCUUGAUGACAAUGAAUUGUCUGGAAACAUACCAGCAAAUAUAGGAAAAUUCAAAAGGCUGCUUAUGCUGAACUUAUCAGUUAACCGCCUUGAUGGAUUCAUACCAAGAGAACUCCUCAAUAUUUCUUCCCUUUCAUUGGGUUUGGACUUGUCAAACAACAACCUGGCUGGGCCGAUACCACAGGAAGUUGGUAACCUGAUCAAUCUUGGCCUCCUUAAUGUUUCCAACAACAAAUUAUCUGGUGGCCUUUCUUCUGGACUGGGCCAUUGUGUUCAACUACUAUCCCUUCACAUGGAAGGGAACAUGCUUAGUGGGAUUAUUCCUCAGUCUCUCAGUGCAUUGAAGGCCAUACAACAGAUAGAUCUGUCUGAGAAUAAUUUAACUGGUCAAGUUCCACAGUUUUUUGGGAACUUCAGCAGCUUAAAUUAUAUUAAUAUAUCAUACAACAAAUUUGAAGGGCCAAUCCCGACAGGUGGUAUAUUUGGAAGUUCAACUGCAGUAGCCCUGCAAGGCAACACAGGUUUAUGUGAAACAGCUGCUACCAUAUUUGGACUACCCAUUUGCCCCGCCACCUCAGCAACAAAAUGGGAGAUCAGUGCAGGCCUGGUGCUGUUGAUAAUAACUCCACUGAUUGCUAUUGCUUUCUUCUCGUUUUUAUGGAUUGUUGUCACAGUUAUGAAGGGGCCCAAAACUCAACCAUCUGAAAACUUCAAGGAGACGAUGAAGAGGGUAUCAUAUGGUGACAUUCUUAAAACAACCAAUUGGUUCUCUAUGGUCAACCGGAUCGGCUCAAGUUAUACAGCAUCAGUCUACAUUGGUCGGUUUGAGUUCGAAACAGAUCUAGUGGCCAUCAAGGUAUUCCAUCUCAGCGAGCAAGAUUCGAGAAAUAGCUUUUUCACCGAGUGCGAAGUGCUAAAACACACCCGCCAUCGCAAUCUGGUUCAAGCUAUUACCGUGUGCUCAACCGUAGAUUUUGAGGGCGAGGAAUUCAAGGCCAUAGUAUAUGAGUUCAUGGCAAACGGUAGCCUGGACAUGUGGAUACACCCAAGGGUUCACCGAGGCAGCCCAAGGAGGCUACUGAGCUUGGGUCAGCGGAUAAGUAUUGCUGCCGAUGUGGCUUCUGCUCUGGACUAUCUGCACAACCAGCUGACACCUCCUUUGAUUCAUUGUGAUUUGAAGCCGAGCAAUGUUCUGCUGGACUAUGACAUGACCUCACGCAUUGGCGACUUCGGGUCCGCCAAGUUUCUCUCUUCAAGUAGUGGCAGGCCAGAAGGCUUCAUUGGCGUCGGAGGAACAAUCGGAUAUAUCGCUCCUGAAUAUGGGAUGGGAUGCAAAGUCUCGACAGGUGGCGAUGUUUACGGUUUUGGGGUGCUGCUACUGGAGAUGCUCACGGCAAGGCGGCCGACGGACGCCCUAUGCGGCAACGCUCUCAGCCUCCACAAGUAUGUCGACCUAGCCUUCCCCGAGAGGAUCGCCGAGGUUAUAGAUCCCCACAUGCCAUCCGAGGAGGAUGAUGCGGCUGCUUCUGUACGUAUGCAGAACUACAUUAUACCUUUGGUCUGUAUUGGCCUGAUGUGUACCAUGGAAUCGCUGAAAGAUAGACCAGGCAUUCAUGAUGUCUCCGCUAAAAUUGAUGCCAUAAAAGAGGCAUUUGUUGAGACCUUGUGAUCAUGGCAACUAAUGGGUUGGGCAGUAGCUGUUAAAGAUUAUGUAUACAUAAUUGCAUUUUCGGAAGUACAGUGCAGGUACUGCACUACUGUAAUGGUUAUAUACAAAAUUUACAGUAGCUGUACCACUUGUAGAACAAUUCCAACACUUUUUUUUGUAUGUAUCUGGUAAAUAUGCACCACUAUGCUGUGGGCCCGCCAGAUUAAGCGUUGUAAAUCUUUCUCUUUUUAUCUCAGAUUGAAGUGAUAAUUUUUAGCAUUUGGG
This is a messenger RNA of Triticum dicoccoides, 4586 nucleotides long. Its product is annotated as probable LRR receptor-like serine/threonine-protein kinase At3g47570. Gene Ontology annotation, biological process: protein phosphorylation. Bases 1134 to 4322 code for a protein of 1062 amino acids. The transcript has 4 exons. Lineage: Eukaryota; Viridiplantae; Streptophyta; Magnoliopsida; Poales; Poaceae. Gene Ontology annotation, molecular function: protein binding; ATP binding; protein kinase activity. The record is from RefSeq and is a predicted model, not a curated record.